This is a messenger RNA of Pangasianodon hypophthalmus (striped catfish), 7697 nucleotides long. RefSeq names its product StAR-related lipid transfer (START) domain containing 13a (gene stard13a). The coding region runs from base 2399 to 5101 and encodes 900 amino acids. Gene Ontology annotation, biological process: signal transduction; regulation of Rho protein signal transduction; actin cytoskeleton organization. The record is from RefSeq and is a predicted model, not a curated record. The transcript is spliced from 15 exons. Lineage: Eukaryota; Metazoa; Chordata; Actinopteri; Siluriformes; Pangasiidae. Gene Ontology annotation, molecular function: protein binding; lipid binding; GTPase activator activity.
UGGAGUUUCUCAUGUUCUGGAGUUCCUCCUGGUUCUCCAGUUUCCUCUCACCAGGAAACUGGGUCAGUAGGUGGAUUGGCUAUGCUAAAUUGCCCCUAAGUGUGAAUGAGUGUGUGAAUGUGUGUGUGCAUGCUGCCCUAGUGUCCCAUCCAGGGUGUAGUCCGGGAUUAAGCGGUUACCGAAGAUGAAUGAAUGAACUACUGUGAAUACUCUUUGGAUAUGAAACCAAUUAUUGUGUGGUAUUUGUGAUUUAUGACAUUUAUGACCAUUUAACUCAACUUCAGAUGAACGUGUCAGUGGUGAUGUCAUUUUGAGCCAAACAACAGCCUGUUUUCAUCUCAGCGUAAAGUGGACUAGUCUAUAAACUAACAGAGAUUUAGGUUUCAGUAUAAUGCCCCUGAUACAUGAUAGACUUUCGUAAAUGACUUUCUCUGUCACGCUAAUGCUAAUCUGACAUCAUAGUUCUGAUCUGACAUCACUGCAGGAGCACAGGUGCAGUUGCACACAUACCAUUGUUCAAAUGUUUUUUCCUCAUUGGUGCAAUGCUGUGGUGAAUUGUUAAUGAUGGGUGCUCAUUCAAACAUUUUAUGUGUCAUCACUACAACUGUUCGGGAGCUUUUCUUUCCAUGUGUGUGUCUGUGUGUGUGUGUGAGAGAGAGAGAGAGAUUCACAAUAAAUGGGAGGGAGAAAAGGAGUAGGAAUAAGGAAUAAAACUGUGUGGGUCUGUAUCAGAUCUGUUUGUGAAAGAGCAGAAUAGAGAGAGAGCAGCACUCUGUCUCUCUCUCUCUCUCUCCUUCUCUCUCACACACACAUACACACUCUCGUGUCUCAUUGCUAGAAUGGAACUCAAGCAGAGCCAGUGAGCGCUCACCAUUGAUAGCGUUCUAUCCUCAAUAAUACACCUCCUUACUGCAUGGCUCUCUCAGUAUUAUGCAGAGAAUACUGAAAUGAAACGGAUAUAAUUGUCAUAAUGUGAGAUUGAAGCAAAGGAGGCAUGUGAUUGGCUGAGAGCAGCAGGAUUUCCACAGUAUGCUCAGCUCUAUGAGGAUUCUCAGUUUCCUAUUGACAUAUCUGCUGUGGAAAAGGACCAUGACUUCCUGGAUAAAGAUCUGGUGGAGCCCCUGUGCCGGCGGCUUCAAACCCUAAACAAGUGUGCCUCCAUGAAACUGGACGUGGGCUUUCCUAAGAAGAGAUGCGCUGUGUUGGACUGGUGUCCCAUCCAUGGUGUUCCCGGUAUUCCUGGGAUAGGCUCCAGAUCCUAUACGGUCCAUAUAUCAUUUUUAAUACUCUAUUGUGUUAUGUCAGUUUUGGACUCAGUUAGCUAUGCUGUAUGUGUUUUAUAUAUAUGUGUGUGUGUUGUAUUUGUUAAGUGUAGGACUGGGCUAUACUUACACUACCAGUAAAACUUUUGGACACAAUGUCAUAGAAGGCAUAGAAGAAAGGAAUCAUGCAUUGACUAAGAGAAGUGUUGAACAAAUCAAAAUUAUUUUAUAUUUUAAAUUAUUAAAAUAUUCCUGACUGAUACAUGAAGCUUUGCACACUCUUCUCAGACAGCAUCUUCUCAGACAGCUUCAUGAGGAGCUUCACCCAGGAGGCUUUUCUCAGAGUUCCCAACUAGGCUGAUCUCCUCACUGCUUCUCCUAAGUCCUAAAUGAAAGCUACUGUUUGGGGAAAUGAUUUCAUUUUAAGUAAAACUACUUGUAUAAAACCACCUGUUUGUAGAUAUUUUGAUUCAGAAAUAAAUUUAUACAUGACCAUUAACUUUGGUAUUUACUUUUAUCUUAUAAACAUAUUCCAACCAUAAGCCUUUCUCAGAUGUUCUUUACGACAAUGUAACAUAUAUUGUAUGUGUAUCUAGUGUGUCAGAAUAUUUGACUGGUAGUGUAAUACUGAGGUAUUAUAUAAACAGCUGUGUGAGUUUUGUUGUCAUAUAAUUGCACUGUAAAAUAGCCUUUGUGUAUCUUGAACUAUAUCUGCCUUCCCAUAAAACCCAAAUGCUCCCCAAUUUCAAGAUUUUACGCAAUUUUAGUGGCUAUUCCUAUGACAGACUUUGGCUUCACAGCGACCCUGAACAGGAUAAAGCCAUUACUGAAGAUGAAUAAAUUACUAUGACCCUGGCAGAAAGUGGGUACCAUGGAGUCAUGUAUCAUCAGCUUUUUGUGAAGGAUAUUUCAUCUGACAUCAAGGAAGUAGUGAGGACUCGGACGAGGACGACCUGCUGGCCAUCAGCAACAGAUGGACAUUUGAGUGGAGCAGCCGCCGCUGGUCUCGCCUGCAGGACAUUGACCUCAUCCUGGGGGCAAGAGAUCGGCGGAGGACUGUGAGCAGUGAGAGUGUCCUGACCGAUCUGAGCGAACCUGAGAUCUGCUCACUGCACAGUGAGGACUCACUGUCUGUCAUGCCUGAGUCUGCAUCCUUCAGCCCACUAAGCAUGCCCCAGUACCAAGACCUGCCUCGCUACAACACACUUCCUGCAAAGAGCGGCCGACACGGGCGCACACGCGCCAAGGACUUCCUUCGGCGGAUGGAGACUCUGGGCCGCUCAUGGGGGGCAUUGCGGGCAUGUCCAGAGCGGCGUUCCAUGACAAUUAGUGGGCCAAUUCUGCAAAGCGAACCAGAGGCUCUACGAACACUACGCUGCAUCCAAAAUUUUAAUGGAGAGCCAGGUGAUACUGAAAACACACCCACUGCUAGCAACUGUCCAUCCAUUUUCACUACCAGUGAGGAGACCAGCCAAUCUGAGACUGGCAGAAGCAUUGAGAGCACACCCAACUUGAAGGAGCAUAUUCCAGAAGUACACAACACCAGCAAGCGUGCAGGCAUGUAUCUGGAAAAUCUGAACGUGCUUUCUCAUGACACCCAGAGAAGGACAUCAGUAGAACAAAAUCUCAGGAAUGAAUUUCACUCCUAUGAGGAUCUGAUGGUACACAUCCCAAAGGACCACAAGCCCGGGACUUUUCCCAAAGCACUGUCCAUAGAGAGUUUGACUCCAGCCAGUGGGGAGGGAGGGAAGUGGAGGGUUCAAGAAUCAGAGCAGCAUCAGCAACUGAGGAACAGGAAAUGGGCAGGGCGAGAGAACCGAGCCAUGACACGCUGCUGCCCACGAAGCAGCCGCAUUAGCAUUUAUGACAAUGUACCAGGUUCACACCUGUAUGCCAGCACUGGAGAUCUGAUGGACCUAGAGAAGGAGGAUGACCUGUUCCCGCACCUGGAUGACAUCCUGCAGCAUGUGAAUGGCCUGCAGCAGAUUGUAGAUCAAUGGUCCAAAAAUGUGCUGCCUGAGGGAGAAGGUGAGGGUGAUGGGGGGCGGGACCAUGCAAUGAUGGAUACUCAGUCUUCCAGUCAGAUCACAUUGGAUUUUGAAGGGACCUCAGUGAAUACACCUAGUGAUGGAGACAGAGAUGGAGUGUCUUUGAAUGAAACAGAUGUUUCAAGCACAAGAGAGCGGCGAGACUCGGGGGUUGGUGCAUCACUCACCCGGCCUCGUCUCAGGUGGCCCAGCUUCAGGAUAUCCAAUCGCCUCAGCCAAUCAGGAACUUCAUUACAGAUCUCCAGCCAAUCAGCAGGUCAGCUCAGCCUGUUGCAGAAGUUCUCAUUGCUGCGCCUCACAGCCAUCAUGGAGAAAUAUUCAAUGUCCAACAAGCAUGGCUGGAUGUGGUCAGUCCCAAAGUUCAUGAAGCGGAUGAAGGGACCAGAGUACAGGGAUAAGGGUGUGUAUGGAGUGCCUCUGGUUGUCCAUGUGCAGCGCUACGGCCAGCCUCUACCUCUCUGCCUGCAGCUAGCACUGCGCUACCUCUGGAGGCAAUGCCUCGACCAGGUAGGGCUUUUCCGUAAGUCUGGGGUGAAGUCUCGGAUCCAGGCUCUGAGACAGAUGUGUGAGAGUUCUCCAGAGAGUGUAGACUACGAGGAUCAGUGUGCAUACGACGUGGCCGACAUGGUGAAGCAGUUUUUCCGAGACCUUCCUGAGCCACUGCUCACCAGCAAACUCGGAGAGACCUUCCUCCAUAUAUAUCAGCACGUCCCUAAAGAGCAGCGCUUGCAGGCAGUGCGCGCCGCCAUUAUGCUAAUGGCAGAUGAGAACCGUGAAGUGCUGCAGACGCUGCUGUGUUUCCUGAGUGAUGUCACUUCCUCUGUAGAGGAGAACCAGAUGACGCCAAUGAACCUGGCUGUGUGCCUCGCGCCAUCUCUCUUUCAUCUGAACAUUAUGAAGAAUGACAACCUUUCACCAAGGUCAAUCCAGCGGAAGUACGCCACAGGACGCCCUGACCAAAAGGAUCUUAAUGAGAACCUCGCUGCCACUCAGGGGCUCGCCCACAUGAUCACCGAGUGCAACCGACUCUUUGAGGUCCCUCAGGAGAUGAUUGCUCAGUCAAGGAACUCAUAUGUGGAAGCUGAGGUACUAGCACCCCCCCUGGAUGACCUUUGCAAACAGCUACAGCCACACAUGGAAGAAGAAGAGGAGGAGGAAGGCUCCUAUCGCUGCCACAUGGAGGGACUGAUCCAGAACCUGCAAAAAGAGGCCAGAGACAAGGCCAAGUGCUGGCUCAGCCAACCCACUAUCGACAACGUGGAGCUCGCAUUCAAAAAGGUGGGUGACGGAACUCCACUGCGGCGGUGGCGCAUCUCGGUUGAAGUGGAGGCUCCGCCGUCUGUGCUGCUGAACCGGGUUCUGCGAGAGCGCCACCUGUGGGACAAUGAUCUCCUACAGUGGAAAGUUCUGGAAACACUGGACAAGCAGACUGAAGUGUAUCAGUAUGCUCUCAACAGCAUGGCCCCUCACCCCAGCAGAGACUUUGUGGUACUCAGGAUGUGGCAGACAGACCUACCAAAGGGUGUGUGUGCAUUAGUGACUGUUUCUAUUGACCAUGAGGACAGUGCAUCUAUGGGAGGGGUUCGGGGCAUCGUCCUGGAGUCACACUACCUGCUUGAGCCCUGUGGGUCUGGAAAGUCGAGACUCACACACAUCUGCAGAGUGGACCUCAAGGGGAAGUCUCCUGAGUGGUAUAACAAAGCCUUUGGCCAUAUAUGUGCUGCCCAGGCAGCUCGUAUUCGCAACUCCUUCCAACCUCUGGACACUGAAGGCCCCGAGACCAAGAUCUGAGCCUGGCUCUGGAGGAAGGCCUGGAGUCCAGGGUUUGAACCAGGAUCAGGGUUACAAACAGGGUUGAUAUUAGGGUUUGUACCAGGAUCCCAUUUAGGACCAGGGUUUGAACAAGAAUCAGGGUUUGGUCUGAGAACAGGGUCAGAAACAGGGACAGGAUCAGGUUUUGAACCAGGGUUCGGACCAUGUGACAAACUUCUUAUGCUGCAACAAGUGAAGUAAUAUGAAGAGAAAGGUGAAAAAAUGAAAGUGAGAAAGAGAAAGGUGGAUCUCUAGUAGGUGUCAAUGCUGGAAAUACAAGAAUGAUUAAACAUUUUCCUAGCUAAAAUGAAAAUGCCCAAAGAGGUAUUCUCAAGAAACACUGAUACUUAUCUGGCUAUAACCCCUGUGAAGGUAUUUAAUCAUCCGUCUUAUUUGAAAUAUCUAGUACUAGUGCUAGUCAAGACAACUGGACUUGUGGUAUAAUUGAAAGAUCUAUCUUUUUCAUCUAAAGGCAUUUCACCACAGAGUUGAGUAUUUUGACUUAUUGCUAUCAGAAGUGUGUAACUCAUAUCUGAUGGCUGUAAUUAACUGUACAAUAUUUUCACAGGCAUAAGAUUAAAGGAGGGCACUUAUUUUUGGAUAGUCAAAACUGCCAGCUUCAGAGUUUUUGUUUGUUGAACUUUGUAUGAGGAACAUGGAGUGAUAAUUGGAAAUAAAGACCCAGAGAGAAAGUGCUACGGGGCUCUGCAGCAUCUCAGCUUAACUUAUAGAUACAGACAUUGUGAAAAGAUCUUCACGUCUUGGCGCUAACACCUGCAGAUGUCUAUCUGUCGAGCAUAGUACUGUACUAAUAUCUAUAGAUUAGAUUAUGCUAAAUCAUCCGAUGCUGCGUUCACCAUCACCUCAGCCCAAUCCUUACAGAGUAAAUAAGCACGAUUCAUUAAAAUGUUUGGUGUUGCACUAAAAUAUCACUUAUGCUGUUGCAUUUCCCAUUGAAACAAUAGUUAGAUCAUUUUAAAUGAUUUUCAGUGAUUAUGCAUAUUAAGUGUGGAACGGUGGGAAGAAAAUCACAAUCGUACUACCUGACGUCAAUGUUUACCAUGUCAGAGUGUAAGAUUUGUGUCUUGACUUCAACAAGUUCUUUUAAAAAGUCCACUCUGUUUAAAAAAAAAAAAUCUACUAUAACACUUUUUGGUGGCAUCAUCAUCUGUAUCAGUAUAUCACGAUGUAAAUAGUAUAACUAUUUCAGAUUUCUUUAUCCGGAUAUACUAGUAUUCUGUGGUUCAUUUUACCCCGGAGAGCCACAUUAAAUAGUCAAAGAAUGGGAAGAAAAUUAGUUGAUUGGGACAGAUUUUGAAUACAGCUGCAAAAAAAGCCAGCUGUGAAUUCUCAGCUGGAUUUGCCUGUAAAUGUGUGUGCAUACACCAAUCCUAAUCUUAGCUCAUGGGCAUCCAUCCGAAUAAGUGUUUAUUAUUAUUAUUAUUAUUAUUAUUAUUAUUAUUAUUAUUAUUAUCAUUAUUAUGCUUCCAUGCUAUACAAUGUCUAGGACAUUAAUCCAUUUCACUGCUUCUGAGAAGCAUGUCUGUAUUCAUUUUUAAAUACUGUAUAGCUAGAACCAAUUGUGUCCUUGUAUAUAUUUGCAUGUGUAUGUGAAGAAGUGUACAUAUACCUAUUUUACAGUAUAUUUUGUACAUAAGUGAGGCUAAUAGGCAGAUUUACCUGCUUCCUUUGCUUAUAGUUUUUUUUUUUGUGUGUGUCAUAUUGAUAUGUUGAAAAUAAUGCAAUACCAAAAUCUAUACGCUGUUGGCUGCCUCUCCAGUGGGGUGUGAGUGUGCGUGAGUGUGUGUGUGUAUGAGACGGACGUGAGCUAUAUGGCAGUGCAUGUCACUGGUGUCAGGCUCUAAAAAGUAGCUUCCAAAGCUGCAGAAAGAAGAAAGGCGGCGUGAAUACUAACCGAGAAGCUGCACACAGCUAGUCGAAAGGCUAUGUACUGUGCCAAGCUGACCUGGGCCAUUUAAAACCACCAGAAAGCUACCAGGCUGCAUUCCUGUAUCGUUCACACACUUCACACCUUCAAACAAACGAAUGCAAAUUUGAGUUUGCUAUCUAAAUCUUAUAAAUAAGCGUUCAUUCUGUCUGUGCUGCUUCCAGUGAUACAGUUAUGAAUUAAGGAAAUACCAUCAUCUCAUUAUGAUGAUCAGGUAACCAAAUGCACAGCUUACAGGAAGCUUGUUCAUUUGACUAUCUCUUUCAAAGACUAAAUGUGAAUACACUUGACCUCCAAGGCUAAAUAACUUUUAAAAGCUCUCCUAACAGGCAGCUAACAACAGGAUGGUGGUAUUUCCCCUAUUCAGAUAAUUAUUAUCAUUCAAAGCAGCACAGAUAUAGCUAAUAUGCACAGGCAUUAUAGAGUAACUAUUGAUUUUUCCUAUUUUUCACAAAGAAGCUUUCUGAAGAUGUUUAAAUGGCCCAAGAUGAUUAGCUGUGCCCUUCAGGCUGUGGUAUGCAACCUUACAGUGAUAUUCACAGUAUCUUUCUCCUUCCUACAUGUAGGUGUGUGUGUGUAUGUGUGUCACCAUCUAUUUGUAAUGAAUAAAAUGAAAACCUCUGAACA